Molecule: messenger RNA, 1476 nt
Organism: Perca flavescens (yellow perch)
Lineage: Eukaryota; Metazoa; Chordata; Actinopteri; Perciformes; Percidae
Gene: shhb
Product: sonic hedgehog signaling molecule b
Exons: 3
Coding region: 128-1369 (413 amino acids)
Biological process (GO): regulation of gene expression; multicellular organism development; smoothened signaling pathway
Molecular function (GO): patched binding; calcium ion binding
Source: RefSeq, a predicted model, not a curated record
GAGAGAGAGAGAGAUGGACAGUCAGUCAGACGGACCUAUAGGGUAGUUAUGGCACCUGCACCGCUCCUAUUGAAGUGGGUGAGCUAGCGGGAUCCAAGGCUGCAGGACUGUCCAGGUAGACCAAAAGAUGGUCCUGAUGAGAGUGAUGCUGUCGGCGACCCUCUUCCUGCUGCUGACGUCCGUCGGCUCGGGCUGCGGACCGGGCAGGGGACACGGGAAGCGGAGGCACCCCAAGAAGCUGACGCCGCUGGCGCUCAAACAGUUCAUCCCCAACGUGGCGGAGAAAACCCUGGGGGCCAGCGGCAAGUGCGAGGGCAAGAUCACGCGCAACUCGGACAGGUUCAAGGACCUGACUCCCAGCUACAACCCCGAUAUUAUUUUUAAGGAUGAGGAAAACACCAACGCGGACCGACUCAUGACACAAAGGUGUAAAGACAAACUGAACUCUUUGGCUAUUUCAGUCAUGAAUCAGUGGCCCGGUGUUAAACUUCGAGUCACGGAAGGCUGGGAUGAGGACGGCCAUCAUUCUGACGAGUCUCUACACUAUGAGGGCAGGGCGGUGGACAUCACCACCUCAGACCGGGACAAGAGCAAGUACGGCAUGCUGUCCAGGCUGGCUGUGGAGGCGGGCUUCGACUGGGUAUACUAUGAGUCCAAAGCCCACAUCCACUGCUCUGUGAAAGCAGAAAACUCGGUGGCAGCUAAGUCUGGAGGUUGCUUCCCUGGUUCGUCCAUCGUGAUCCUGUCAGAUGGAAGGACUAAACCAUUGAAGGAGCUCCAGGUGGGGGACAAGGUGCUGGCCACUGACCAACAAGGAAAUCUUGUUCCUAGUGACUUUCUAAUGUUUAUGGAUCAGGACGAGCAGAUUAUGAGAGAGUUCCACGUCCUGGAGACUGAAGAGCCACGCUGCAGACUGACACUGACUGCAGCUCACCUCGUCUUUGUUAUGAGCAACAACAACGGCACCAACAGCAGCGACAUUAGGGCCGUGUUCUCCAGUAAUGUAAAAUUAGGACAGUGGCUUCUUGUUGUUGGGAAUGACCGUCCGGACCACCUCAUCCCUGCAAGAGUGACAAGAAUUCAUGUGGAGAAAUAUCGAGGGUCUUAUGCACCCGUAACAUCUCACGGAACCAUCAUAGUUGACUGGGUUUUGGCAUCUUGCUACGCGGUGGUUGAGGAUCAUGACCUUGCACACUGGGUUUUUGUGCCAGUCCGGCUAUGGCGCUCAUUCUUGUCCCUGGUCGGGAUGGUGAAAGAGCUCAGCAGUGUGUACCAAACGGAGGGCAUCCACUGGUACCCAGAGCUCCUCUACCAUGUGGGAAGUUGGGUUCUGGACAGCAGCUCUUUUCACCCACAAACAGGGCUUUAAAUUGACACCCGCCAACCUGCCAAAUGUGGGUAGAAAUGAACUUUGGCGGGGAAAGUUACUAGCCAAUACAUUCAAGCCAUUGCCAAAGGAGUUGUUACAAAGCUAAU